Molecule: messenger RNA, 1761 nt
Organism: Hippocampus zosterae (dwarf seahorse)
Lineage: Eukaryota; Metazoa; Chordata; Actinopteri; Syngnathiformes; Syngnathidae
Gene: crdhl
Product: retinol dehydrogenase 13
Exons: 7
Coding region: 453-1511 (352 amino acids)
Source: RefSeq, a predicted model, not a curated record
UGUGUUCAUUUCGCCUGUGUGUUUUUUAAUCCGAUCUAAUCAGAUUUAAUCUGGCUCCGCCUUCUCCGUGUUUUGUCCUGGUUCACUGGCCUGCCACACCAGAAUGCGGCAAUCUGAAAGGCAGAACCCUCUAUGCACCGGAACACUCUAUACACCUGAACAGAGUGUUGAGCAGAACACUCUGUUGACCAGAGCACGUUCUGGCCCAGAACACUACUUAGACCAAAAUACGUUGUGGACCAGAAUACCCAGUGGACCGGAAAACUUGGUGUAUCAGAAACUGUGAAGAUCAGACCAUUCUGUAUAUCGGAGCACUCUGUGGACCAAAACACCCUGUUGACCAGAAAUUUUUUUUUCAACAAGAAUACUGAGAAGACUAGAACACACUUUGGACCAGAGAACUCUGUGGACUGGAACACUCUUUGGAGCAGAGCAGUGCGUCUACGCACACAAUGCCAGAUAGGUCUGGUUUUCUGGUCCUGCCGUGGCCUGGUGUUGGGUCAGAGGCUGAGGCUGAGGUCGAGGUUUCGGAGGGACGGGGAGAUAUGCUGCUGCGGGGAGGCGCCUUGCUCGGAGCAGUCCUGGUUAUCUGUGUGACAGCCUUGCGCAGAUGGAUUGGCGGUGGCGUUUGCCGCAGUGGUGAGCGCCAGGAUGGGAAGACGGUGCUGGUAACGGGCGCCAAUACGGGCAUCGGCAAGGAGACAUGCAGAGAGAUGGCGAGGCGAGGCGCCCGCGUAGUGAUGGCGUGCAGAGAUCUGUCUCGGGCCGAUCAGGCGGCAGAGGACAUCCGCAAGUCCACGGGCAACGGCAACGUGGUGGUCCGACACUUGGACCUGGCCUCCCUCUACUCAGUCCGACAGUUUGCCAAAGAUUUCCUGGACAGCGAGGACAGACUGGACAUCCUCAUCAACAACGCCGGUGUGAUGAUGUGUCCCAAAUGGCUGACGGAGGACGGCUUUGAGACUCAGUUUGCCGUCAAUCACCUGUCUCACUUUCUUCUGACCAAUCUGCUGCUUCCGAAGCUGAAGAGCUCCGCCCCCAGCCGCGUGGUAACCGUGUCAUCCAUCGCCCACAGGGGAGGUCACAUCGACUUUUCCGAUUUGUUCUUCAGCUCUCGUCCGUACAGUCCGCUUCAGAGCUACCGGCAGAGCAAGCUUGCUAAUGUGCUAUUUAGCAGAGAGCUAGCACGCCGCCUGCGAGGUUCGGGAGUGAGCUCAUUCUGCGUGCAUCCCGGCGUCAUCCGGACCGAGCUGGGCCGCCACGUGGAGGGUUGGUUCCCUCUGUUGGGGGUGUUGCUGAGGCUACCGGCCAUGCUGCUCAUGAAAACGCCACGCCAGGGCAGCCAAACCAGUUUGUACUGCGCCAUCACGCCGGGACUUGAGGAACAAUCAGGAAGCUACUUCAGCGACUGCGCCGUGAAGGAGGUGGCACCAGAAGGUCGGGACGAUGAGGUGGCUGACAGGCUGUGGAGGGAGAGCGCGCUGCUGGUCGGAAUCAAAGAUACUUGCUGAGCUGUGAUCCUCUUUUGGAAUGGUGUGACCUCGCUCCCUGGGAGACAGCCAGCCAGCUAGCUAGCUAGCUUGGCCAGCCAUGUUGCUAAUGCAGCGAUGCCGUACUACGAGUUGCAUUCAAAUACGAUAUAUGAAGAUUAGAAUUCAAGUUAAGGUUGUAAAUUAAGCUCAUAAGAUAAGAUCCUGAAUUAAGAUAAAAAUGUGGCGUGAAAAACAUCUGAAGCUAAUAAAACAACGAUUUGAAGAACAA